Molecule: messenger RNA, 942 nt
Organism: Sycon ciliatum
Lineage: Eukaryota; Metazoa; Porifera; Calcarea; Leucosolenida; Sycettidae
Exons: 1
Coding region: 1-942 (313 amino acids)
Source: RefSeq, a predicted model, not a curated record
AUGAGUGCAUCUACCACCAUCAACGCGUCUCUGGAGGAGGCCAAUCGCGCUAACCAAGGCUUUCUCAGUUCAAGCGGCUGCUCGACGGCUGAGUGCUUGCGAGAGUUGUCGGCGGAACGUGUUCUGGCCAUAACCCCAUUCAAUGUUUACCCUUACUGGAAUGGAGCGGAUUCAAUGGACCUGCCCACGUAUAAGUUGCUUGUCGGUCCGGUUACAGUUGUGGAUGGUGUGUUUCUGCCUUUGCCUUCCCUGGAUGCUAUAGCUCAGGGUAAAGGCCAUGAUGUUACUGUCAUCGUUGGCACAACAGGGCAGGAAGUCGACUUGCAGCCCACUGCAAACAUACAGAAUGCAAGCUGGGCUCAGUACGAGCAAUACGUCAGAAAGCACCUGGAGACAUUCCGCAAUGAUCCGCAUCACAACAAUACGAACGUACUCGGCGACGUGGAGCGUCUGUACCCGCACGACUUUGCAUCACCGCCCAGCGGUGGUACGUGCGUGACCGGCACACCGGAAUAUCUGCUCACCAGUAUGAUCUCGGACAUCAGAGUCACCUGUCCUUCCGUUCUCCUAGCACAGUACUAUGCAAAGUAUUUCAAGUCGCCAGUCUACAGCUACGUAGCUGUGCAGUGCCCGUCAGCUACGGCCCGUGAAUUCAAAUCUAGAUACGCGUAUCAUACUUGGGAUGCUGACUUGCUAUUCAACCUGUCAUUUCCACCCAAGCCCGGCUUCAAGCCAGAUGCCAAAGACUGGGAACUGGUGACUAUGAUGCAGGCCUGGUUCUUUAAAUUUGUCCGCGGUGAAGUGCCCCAUCCGCAGUGGAAGACCGCCGAGCACGGGACAUUCUCUCUGAUCUACGAGCCUGAGAUGCGCGACUGGUAUCAUGCAGAGCAGUGUAACUAUUUCAAUGCGCAUGGCUUCCUGCCGUACCGAUGGCAAAACUAG